UCAGUUACAAUUCGACAGCUGCCGGCUUUCGAGUUCAACUCACACACACGAAUACAAAUAUACAACGAAUUCAGCACUAACAAUAUAUUUACACAUCAAAAAAUUAGCUCUAGUAAAUUGAACUUCGUUGUGAAAUAAAAAUAAAAUUUAUAGCGCCGACGUGGGCAUUUAAAUGGUAUCACCGCGCAAAUCUGCAUCCACCAUCAGUGAAGAAUCUAGGUGGGAUAACAACAUGGCCUCGUUGCCGGCAAAAAGCUGCGAAAGCCUCUACUCGGCCAGUUCGCGCGAGUCUGCUCGCCAGAUCUAUCAGCGCAAGCCGGCGUCUCGCACCACAAACGGAGCGAUGCGUCAGGCAACCAUGGUGCCCAACAACACCACUAGCGAUAUACAUCAGCGUGUGAUGUCCGCACGCAAUUUGCGCGCCAAGACCUUUCAGAAUCAGUUGGCCGAUGCCCAGGCGGAGAUUGCCAAUUUGGCGCACGAGAAUCGCAUGCUCCGCACGAUGCACAAGCGGCAAUCAAUGGCACUGAAUAAGUACGAGAAUACGGGCGCGGAGCUACCGCAGCUAUUGCAUUCGCACGCCGAGGAGCUGCGUGUGUGGCAGACCAAGUAUCGCAAUGUGCAGGCGGUCAACAAGGAUCUUGAGCAGAAGCUGAAGCAGAAGGAGGCACAGAUUCUGUCGCUGAGUGACCAAAACAAACACUUCAGCCAACUCAUCAAAGACAAAAACUUGGAUGAGCGCCAGAAGCUGCAGGAUAAACUGCGCCAAUUGGAACAGCGCCUGCAGGAUAAAGAUAACGACAUGAAGCUAAUGGCACGCAAGGUGCAAUUGGAGUCAAAGAAUUUCCGCCAGCAGCUGCUCAAUGAGCAAAAGAAGAGCAAGGAGGUGAUGCUGAAGCUGGAGAAGGCCAGGCUGGAAAUCAGCGGCUACCGCAAGCUGGAAGAGUUUACAGUGGACAAGACUAAUCCAUUGGCUUCAGGUCGCCGAACAAAAUUGGGAGCAGUCGAUGAGAUUGACAAAAUUGAUAAGCUUGAGAAAUCAUUGGAUCUGUUGGACAGGGCCAUUGAGAAGAAUAAUCAAAGUGAAUUCAAUGCAUUAACCGAUGUGCUUGAAACCGACUCGAAUUUUGACUUUGAGAAGGAUGAUGCCGAUGAGGAGGACAAGGACAAUGAUAUUCAGGUUAAGGAUAACAAGCCAGUGCGCGCCAAAUUUACGCUGCCACCGGCCACAACUCAACCCAAGCCGGUGGCCAACAAUGCGAACAACAUAACACGUCUCUCGCUCAGCCAGAUGAUGAAUCAGUCCAAGCCCAGUCCUUCUCGCAAACCGAAUCCACGACUGCGAAGUGGUGGACUCCCAGCCGGAAAUGUGUCCGCUGUGACCGGCAGCGUUGUGCGUAGCACUGCUGCCAGUAAGCGUCGUGAUGCGGAACUCUGCUCCAAGCAGGCCACAUGCGAAGCAUCGGCAAACAAUAAAAUGCGGACGCUAACAAAACCAUUGGAAUUCGAUUACGAAGAGGACUCGGAGCAUGACGCAGAUGAUGAUGAUGUCGAGGCCAACUUUGGCAGGGGUAACGACGAUGAUGUUGACACUGAUGAGGAACAGAAUCCGAAUGAAAUGAGCCUAGUGGACUAUGCUCCCUACUUAAAUACAAAAUGUGAAUUGGGUAAAAUGAUGGGUAUGGAUAGGGACGAUGACGAAGACGAUGAUGACGACGAUGAUGUCGAAUCACCAGAAGGCACAGCAAAAGUUGCUUUGGGUAAUUCACGCGGACCCAACAUGAAGGAGAAUAUGUCUGGCAUACGGAAGAUUAUCUCGAAUGACUACAAGGAACGCGAGAACUUCUUGGACAUCCACUGUCGCCCCAAUUCGGGCAGCAACAUCCGCACCGAUGAUUCCGCUAAAAAUAAGAAGAAGAACAGCAGCAUCCCAACUGGCGGUGCUCCAGCUGCUGCUAUUGGCGGUGGCCAAAUGGUUGCCAGUCGCAAGCAUGCGCUACUCGCUGCCCUCAAGGUCAUCGACGACAACAAGGAUGAGAGUUAGUUAACGUUUUUCUAGACUACAUAAGCUACGUUAAGUUAUAUUUUUUAAUUGAUUGCAAGUAAAGAGCUCGAUGCGCGCCAGCCGAAGCAGGUGCAGCAAGCCCUGGAAUACAAAUGCUGCUACACCAAAUGGAUGACUUACCCAUUGGCAUUGGCAGAAUUUGGGCUAGUUCUUGUUGCAACUGCUUCAGCAAUGCUGCGCCAGUAACAGUUAGAUAUAUCUUUUCGGAUAGUUGUCCAAUAGGGGACUUUAAAUUAAGAUACUUUUCAUUUAACAAAAAUAAAUAUAUUUUUUAUAA
Messenger RNA from Drosophila grimshawi, 2342 nucleotides. RefSeq lists its product as uncharacterized. The record is from RefSeq and is a predicted model, not a curated record. The transcript has 5 exons. Gene Ontology annotation, cellular component: axoneme. The coding region runs from base 173 to 2044 and encodes 623 amino acids. Gene Ontology annotation, biological process: intraciliary transport. NCBI's taxonomy places the organism in Eukaryota, Metazoa, Arthropoda, Insecta, Diptera, Drosophilidae.